AUGAACACGCAACUUAUGAACUCGGGCUUUGAGAACAGCCUGCACAACAAUGCAACACCGACGCUGGACGAGAACACGACGCUGUCCACCAACGCCGACGAGUGGCGCAACAAGGAGGCCGACCGCAGCGCCCGCCAGCACAUUGCGCGCAUCAUCUUGAGCCUCAUCAUGAAGAGCGCCAACCGGCCGGUCACAAACAACUACAACCCACGAGAAAUCGCGCGCCGCCUCGAACACACGCUGUACAUGAACUCGGCGUCGCGCGACGAAUACAGCAACCUGUCGACGCUCAAGGUUCGACUGCAGCGCGCACUUGACAAUUCGCGACGGAGGCAGCAAGCCCAGCAGGCCGCCGCCUUAUCAACGACGCCUGCCGAGACGCCGGCGGCACCGGUCGCAGUACCAGCCGCGGUGCCAGCCAGCGCCAAGCCCAACACAUCAGCCGCUGGCAUCACGAGCUCGCAGGCCCAAGUGAUGCAAAAGGUCGCACAAGCCCAGAUGCAGGCCCAGGCGCAGUUGCAUCUGCAGGCACAGAUGCAGCUGCUCGCCAAGCAGUCGGCGGCGGCGGCACCGGCGGCGGCGGCCUCACCGACCGCAUCGUCGUCCAACAACAUUCUGGAAGAGCUCGAGCGCGAGGCCGACGAAAUGGCCAACGCUGGCAUCAGUGACCAGCCCCUCGAGAUGCCCGUCGCCGAGCUCGAGAGUGCAGCGCCAAUGAACAACGUGCCGCUGAGCAUGCCGCUGAACAUGGGCAUGAUGAACAACCGCGUGCCGAUGACGUACGGCAUGAACCUCAACAUGAUGAACCAGACCGCGUACGUGCACCCGACGCAGCUGCAGCUGCAGCAGCUCCAACAGAUGCAGCUGCAGCAGAUCCAGCUGCAAAAACUGCAGCAAAUGCAGCAGCUGCAGCACCAAAUGCAGCUCAACGCGGCGGCCAACACGAUGCCCAAAGUCGCCACGACAACGACGACAGCGGCGCCAGCGACAGCGGCUACGCCAGGCUUGCAGCACCGACGCCGGCCGCGCUGGCGACCGAGGUCACACCCAAGCAGCGUCGCGAGGAGUUCCGGAAGCGGCUCAUCCAGCUCAAGCACGCGCGAACAGGGCUUCUGUGCCAAGGUCAAGGUGCUUCUCUCGCACGUAUCCAACUGCACGGACGCGCAGUGCACCACGAUCGGGUGCAAGUCGACGCGGCAGUUGCUCUCGCACUACCGCAAGUGCCGGGACAUGGCCUGUGACGUCUGCUCGGCGAUCCGGACGCAGAAUCCCGCGAGCCAAGCGUAUGUGCUCCGGCGGCAGCAAGAACGACUGUGCAUGCUGCGCCACGCGAGCACGUGUGCGAUCAUCGGGUGCCCGAUGAACUACUGCGCCGACAUGAAGGUGCUCUGGAAGCACAUUUGCGAGUGCCGGCAGACGCAGUGCACGACCGACCACUGCAUUAGCUCGCGCUACGUCUUGAGCCACUUUAAGCAGUGCCCCAAGUCGGACUGCGGUGUCUGCGUGCCGGUCCGGAACGCGAUCAAGAUCAUCGACAUGACCAAGAACAACCCGACCGAGCUCCAAGCGCUUGCGAACGCGUGCACGAACGACGUCAAGGUCCUCAUCCGGCAAAUGACGACGAUCCCGAUCCAGGCGUCGGACGCGCUGGACCCAUCGGAGACGGCCAAGCCCCUCGUGAUCCCGUCGGCGUCGCCAGCGCUCAUGAAGAACAACAGUUUGGGUCAACUGCCCAUGCCCACAGCAGCAUCGGCUGCCGCGAUGCAGAGCAAGCUCAAGCCGCCCAAGGCCACCAAAGCCAAGGUGCCGGCCGCGCCGCCGACAGCGGCCAAGCCCAAAGCUCCGGUGCCGACGGCCAAGCCGCCCGGCGAGGACGCAAAGACGGCCAAGAAGAAGGAUCCGGGGCUACCAGGCCUGUCGCCCAACGUACCGCCAGCGCUGACGCCAACAACAGCGCUUGUCGCGUCGCCGGGGGCCGGCAAAGCCAAGGCACCGGCCAACGAGAAAGACAAGAAGAUCCGGCGCAAGGAGCAGGCGCGCAUCGCGAAGGAACGGGUCAAGGCCAAGCAAGACGACCCGAAGCCGCCGGUGUCGACGCUCGUGAUCACGCCGUCGGCGGUGCCGGGGUCGGUCGUCGUCUCGAGCACGCCGAGUACGCAAGACAUCUCGUACCUCGACUCGAUGUCGGAGGCGCAGCUGGACGAGCACAUUCGGUCGCUGCGGUUCAACUUUUGCGGGCAUAUUUCGAUUGUCGAGCUCAAGAACCGGCUCAUGCCGCUGCUGACGAGUCUCAUGGAGACGGAGAACGGGUGGGCGUUCAACCAGCCGGUGGACCCGGUGCAGUGGAACAUCCCGGACUAUUUGGAUGUGAUCAAGUGCCCGAUGGACCUCGGCACGAUCAAGAAGCGGCUCGAGGCCGAGCACUAUGUGAGUGUCGACUCGUUUGCGUCCGACGUGCGCUUGACCAGCACCAACAAGUUCAACAUUGCGGCCAAGGCGCUCUUGGCGCAGUUUGAGAAGGACCUCUCAGCGCUCAAGACGCUGCUCGAGGACGAGCUCAACAAGCGCUGCGAGCUGCGGCGCGAAGAAAUGUGCCAGCUGUGCGGCGGCGACUCGUUCAAGUUUGCGCCAUGCAUGCUCUUUUGCUCGGGUCCGUGUGCCGGGCGCAUUCGGCGGCAUACGCACUACUACAGCGAUCCGCGCGGCGAGUACCAUUGGUGCUCGGGCUGCUACAAGCAGAUGAAGGACGGGCCGCUGGACAUGAGCUUGCUGCCCGCGUCGACCAACGCGACGGGUGAAGAGCCGCUCAAAACGGUCCUUCUCAAAGCGCACUUGCUCAAGAAGAAGAACAGCGAGGUCGCCGAGGAGCCGUGGGUCGAGUGCGACAGCUGCAAGCUGUGGUACCACCAGAUCUGCGGUCUCUUCAACGAGCGCAACCAUGCAAUCUCGGGCGAGCAAGAGCCGUUUGUGUGUCCGUUCUGUACCAAGAAGCAGCGGCAGCAAGGCGCGCCGCCGUCGACCAAGCAGCCGCUCCAGGCGAGCCGGCUCCCCGCGACGCGCAUGGCGACGCGGAUUGAGAAGCGUGUCGUCGACGCGCUGGCCAAGGCCCAAGACGAGGAAAUGUCGCGGCUCGGGUCGCUCGGCAACAUUGAGAGUGACGGCAGCAGCGCGCUGCAUCCCAAGUCGGAGACGCCGGCGCCGUCGUUUGCGAUCACGAUCCGCGAGGUGCUCUCGGUCGACAAGCAGGUGCAGAUGAAGCCGCGCAUGGCCAAGAUGUUUGCGCUCAAGACGUCGCCCAAGGCGAACGAGGCGAGCGGCAGCAAGCGCAGCAAGAACGCGAGCGAGAGUGCGUCGGCCAAGAAGGCCAAGCUCGACGAGACCAACAAGGCGAAGAAGGUGCUGAAGAAGGCCGACAAGUUUGAGUUGACGUACCGGUCGCGCUGCAUUUGCGUCUUUCAAGAGCUCGACGGCGUCGACGUGCUCAUCUUUACCUUGUACGUGCAAGAGUAUGGCGAGCAGUGCGCCGAGCCCAACCGCGGCCGCGUCUAUAUUUCGUAUUUGGACUCGGUCGCGUACUUUCAGCCCAAGAAAUUCCGCGUCCUCAUGCACCAGCAAGUGAUCCUCGGGUUCCUCGACGACGCCAAGAUGCGCGGGUACCACACGGCGCACAUUUGGUCGUGCCCGCCGCUCAAGGGCGACGACUACAUCUUCUUUUGCAAGCCCGAGAACCAAAAAAUCCCGAAAGCAGCGCGGCUCCGGUCGUGGUACUCGAAGCUGCUCCAAGGCGCCAAGAAGGAAGGGUUGGUGUACAACAUCUCGAACCUCUACGCCGAGUACUAUGUGAAGAAGAAGACGGCGCUUGAAUUGCCGUACUUUGAAGGCGACUAUUGGCCGCGGCUCGCCGAAGACCUCAUCAAGCAAGUCGAGGACAAGGCGAGCGGCAAGGGCAAUGGAAAGACAGCCGGGAAAGCGUCGCGCAAGACGGACGAGCCGGCGCCGUCGGCGUCGCCACCGACGACGACGUCGACACCGACAGAGACGCACAGCGACGCGGCCACAACGGCCACGAGCAGCACUGCCGUCGCCAAGCCGAUCAAGACCAAAGGCGAAGUGAACAACGACCCGAUCAUGCAAAAGCUCAAGGCGAUCCUCGAGCCGCAGAAGGAAGAUUUCUUUGUCGUCGACUUGCAUCCGCGCUGCCACAAGUGCACGUCGUCGGUGAUCAACAAGACGUUUUGGGCCCUCAAGACGCUGGCGCCGUCGGACGGCGUCGACAAUGUCAUUGAGGGACUGAAGAAGGCCAAGUCGGCGCAGCUCAAGUCGUCGAUGGUGCCCCGGCACUAUUCGCACUACUACUGCGCGCCGUGCUACGAGAGCUCGAAAACGAGCCUCCUCGCGCGCGUCGAGGCGGCGGCUGCCGGCGCCAAGAAGGCCCAAGAGCUCUACGCCACCGUGAGCGCGUCGACGUCGGACCCCGCGACGUACAACUACAACAACUGUGCGGUCGAGGUGCAGGACCUCAAGUUUGAACUCUCGCUCUCGUGUGUCGCUAGCUCGCUCCUCGCCGAUCAAGAGAGCGGUGCCGACCACCCGAUGGCCGAGCUGGCGCUCGAGCCCGACGAAGAUGCGCUCAUGCCGUGCGAGAUCUUUGACACGCGCGAGGCCUUCCUCAUGUACUGCCAGAACAACCAUUGCCAGUUUGACCAAGUGCGUCGGUCCAAACACUCGAGCAUGAUGGUCUUGUACCAUCUCUUCAACCAAGGCACGACGGGCUUUACGUUUUCGUGCGCCAAGUGCGCGAUGACGCUAACGAGCGGCCACCGCUGGAACUGCUCGAUUUGCCUCAACUUUAACCUGUGCGACGGCUGCCGCGGCAAGACCAAGCACGAACACCCGCUCCAUGCGUUCCACAUCGUGUCGAUUCCGCAGCCCAAGUACAAGACGUCGGCCGAAACGGACGCGCUCAACGCGCUGCCUGCGCCAGCGCCGUUGCAGCAGAAAAAGAAGCAGAAGAAGCAGCCCGCGGCCAAGAAGGGCAAGGGCAGUUUGAAGAAGAUGACCAAGACAGAGCCGCCGCCCGUGGUAGUGGCGAUGCCGACGCCCGAUGCGGCACCGGUCGUGCCCAAGGUCGAGCCCGUGGCAGCGCCGGCCGCGACUCCGCCACCACAGCCACAGCAGCAGCAGCAGCAGCAACGCAUCGUCGACCCGCAGCUGCUCGUGCAGCUCGAGCACGCGAGCUUGUGCCAAGUGGGCGACGCGUGCACGUACGUCAACUGCAACCGGAUGCGCGCGAUGCUCAAGCACGGCGCGACGUGCGAGGCGCGCAAGCUCGGGCCGUGCCAGCUCUGCAAGCGCAUCGUCGGGCUGCUCUCGGCCCACGCCAAGCAGUGCACCAAGCCCCUCAACGAGUGCAAGGUGCCCCGGUGCACGGAAAUCCGACGCCUCGUGCAGCAGCACCAAAUGCGCGCCGCCGACACCAAGCCCGAGCCAACGUCGUCGACAUAG
Messenger RNA from Saprolegnia parasitica CBS 223.65, 5505 nucleotides. RefSeq lists its product as hypothetical. The record is from RefSeq and is a predicted model, not a curated record. NCBI's taxonomy places the organism in Eukaryota, Oomycota, Saprolegniomycetes, Saprolegniales, Saprolegniaceae. The transcript has 5 exons. Bases 1 to 5505 code for a protein of 1834 amino acids. Gene Ontology annotation, biological process: positive regulation of transcription by RNA polymerase II. Gene Ontology annotation, cellular component: histone acetyltransferase complex; transcription regulator complex. Gene Ontology annotation, molecular function: protein binding; chromatin DNA binding; zinc ion binding.